GACUCUGCUCUCAUCAGGUCCGGGCUGGGGGCCUCAGCGUUCACACAGUGUGGUUAAUGAUUGAGGGGUGGGGUGGGGGGGUGUCACUCAUUGACCGCAGGAACUUUUACACCCACAGACAGAAUUAGGGUGGCGGGACUUCACUGUCACUCCACUGGGACUCUACUGGGUUCGACUCAGAGGACGUUGAAGGAGACUUUUAAUCUGCUGGAGACAAUCUGAACGUCUUCCUUUCCUUCUUCUGUCCUUCUGCCUCCCAGCUUCACCUGGCCGAUCUCCACCCCUCAUUGGGGGAGGGCUGAGUGCCCCUGGAUACCUGAUCACCUGCGGUCCAGGCCACACUUUUACCUUUGUUUCUGCUGUUGUGAAGCAGCUGACUGCUUCAGGUUUGCACCAGAAGCUCCAGGAUCAGCCACCGUGGUGAAGCUGCAGCGAUGGCUGCUGGAAAGCAGCGGGACAGCCGGGGGGUGCCGCCGGAUGGCGGGUGGGGGUGGGUGAUUGUUGGAUGCUGCUUCAUGGUGACGGUGUGCACGCGUGCAGUGACCAGGUGUGUCUCCAUCUUCUUCGUGGAGUUCCAGGCGCACUUCGGGGCCGACUACGCCGCCACCGCCUGGACCCACAGCCUGCUGGACUGCAGCACCAUGCUGUGUGCUCCCGUCGGCAGCCUGGUGGGGAGCCGCUACUCCUGCCGGGCGGCGGUGGUGGCGGGGGGCCUUCUGGCCUCCUGCGGCCUCCUGCUCAGCUCCUUCGCCACCAGCCUGGAGAUGCUUUACUUCAGCGCCGGGAUCCUGACAGGUCUGGGCUUCGCCCUCUGCUACACCCCCGCCAUCGCCCUGGUGGGCUGUUACUUCCAGCGGAGGAAGGCGCUGGCGUACGGUGUCGCCAUGUCGGGCAGCGGGAUCGGGACCUUCGUGCUGGCUCCGGUGGUGCAGAUGCUCAUCGAGUUGUACUCGUGGAGGGGGGCGCUGCUCGUCCUCAGCGCCUUCGUUGCAAACCUGUGCGUCUGUGGAGCGCUGCUCCGACCAAUAGCGCUGCAGGAGGAGCAGUGUGACUCACCUGUGCGUUCUGGUGCAGGUGACAUCUCACAGCAGGACGUGGAGAAACCUCCCAGAGAGUCUGUGGACCUCCUAGCUCCGCCUCCUCCACCUGAAAGCUCCGCCCCCAGGCUGAGGAGGAUGCGGCGCCUCCUGUCCCGUGGGGAGUACCGCUUCCUGCUGCUGCCUGACUUUCUGGGUCUGGCUGUGUCCUUCCUGUUUCUGGCCAGCGGCUGCAGCCUCCCCUUCGUUUACCUGGUGCCCUACGCCCUGAGUGCCGGCAUCAGCCACCAGCACGCCGCCUUCCUCAUGUCCAUCCUGGGGGUCAUCGACAUCGUGGGGAACAUCACCUUCGGCUGGCUGACGGACAGAAGGUGUUUGAAGCCGUACCGCCUGGCCUGUUAUGUCUUCUCGGUCGGGAUGGAGGGUCUCUGCUGCCUCUUCACGCCAUUACUUCGUUCCUUCCCGCUCCUCGUGCCCUUUGCCGUGCUCUACGGCUACUUCGACGGCGCCUACGUGGCUCUGAUCCCAGUGGUGACGUCUGAUGUGGUCGGAACUACGUGUCUGUCCUCAGCUCUGGGCGUUGUCUACUUCCUCCACGCCAUACCUUACCUGGUCAGCCCGCCCAUUGGAGCGGGGCUGAAACCGCUGCUGAUUGGUGGAGAGCGUGAUGUCACUGCUGAUGUCAGAGUGAUGCUGAUGUUUCUUAACCCUGAAAUAAACAGCGAGGACAACUUUGCUCCGCCCUCCUCCACCCAGCAGGUCAGCCAGCGCAAGGAGAAGCUGCUGGUGUCAGACCUUGAGCUGAGGAAUCAGCAGCUUCAUCCUGAUUCUGCGGCUCGAGUCCUCGCUGCCAGCAGAGGUGACGUCAUUGAAGGAGCCCCAGGUGGCUCAGGUAAGACCUGA
This is a messenger RNA of Neolamprologus brichardi, 1940 nucleotides long. The record is from RefSeq and is a predicted model, not a curated record. NCBI's taxonomy places the organism in Eukaryota, Metazoa, Chordata, Actinopteri, Cichliformes, Cichlidae.